UCAGACUGCAUCUCAUGUUUCGAUGCCCGUGUGCUGGUCUCCGCUGGUGAUAGGCUAUGUCGUACAUGCUGUCACCGUGGGCGACUAUUUUGACAGCUUUCCGACCCUUGAGUCCGACUUUGGACAGGACGAUCUGUAUGGCUACGGGAGCGGCUUUCGGGAUUUGAGACGAGGUGGUGGCAGUGCUUACGACGACUACUUCGGAGGGUCGUAUGGCGGUUUUGGGAGCUUUGGACAAGCUGAUCGCAAAGAGUCAGGCAAAGAUUCUGGCAAGGAUUGUUCUCGCAUUGAAGCAGAUGGGAUUCCACUUGCCGACUUGCUGCGAGAGGCUGCUGAGAAUCUUCCGCAGAACUUGUCAGAGACCCCUGCUGAGAUUCUUGAGCUCGUGCGAUUCUUCUCCAGCCAGGAGCAGCGCAAAUUCCUUCUGACUCAUUGCCCGCAAGCAGUGGCUUUGUCAGUCCUUUUGGAAGCAGAGAUUGAGGCCAAGAAGACCUCAGCAGGUCGUCCUGUUCAGGAUGAGAUGCUAAAGGAAGUAGUCUCUCCUCUUGGCGAGAUGCUGCAGUUGGCACCAACCUUGAGGAGCCCAUACAAGGCACCUCCAGUUUGGACUGGAAAGCCCUGGGGUGAUGUGCUGAACUCUGCACAGCAUCGGACUGGAGUUGUCCUCUUCCCAAUCGGUGAGCAGCAGUUUCACGUGGAUUUUGUUUCCGCUGUCGACUGGUCGAUUUGGGCAAACCGGCGUUGCAGAGGGCGUCGAGAUUUGGGCAAUCUUCAGGGUGUGCCACUGGCAAGUUGCCUGGAGAAGUGCUCCCUGCAUCCAUCGUGUAGGUCAGCUACAUUUUGGCACUGGCAGCCCGGUGGCAUGGGAUUUGAUCAACGCUGCUUUUUGUCCUCCUCUUGCACCUAUCAGCUGUCGACUGAUGAAGGUGCUGAAGGAGCGUUUCUUUUCGAGAAGCUUGCGUUGCUGUCGGUAGCAGAGCAAGAUCUUGUGCAUGAAAGGCUUCGAUCACCCAACGCUGCAUGGGCCCCUCGUGCUGGUCACCAACUGCUUGCAGCCAACUCCGGCAAUGGGAUUCGAUUGUUGCUGAUGGGUGGAAUUGGUGUUGAUCCAUUUGUCAACACCACGCAGGACGAAGAUGGAAAGAAGAUGACGUCUCAGGAUGGAAUGGGCGCCAAACACGACAAGAAGCAAAAGGGCGGCAAAGGAAAGGGAUCUGCACAAGCCAGGUCAGCAGAAGCACGGUCCAGGAGGCAAAGCAACUUCACCGGAAUGCUCAAUGUAGUUCAAGCUUACUUGUCCCGCCACGUUGAAUUGAGCGGAGAACUGCCACCCUUGCGCUCUCUUCCCUAUGGAAGGUUGGGUGACCUCUGGAUGAGUGAAGACGAGGGCACAAGCUGGACGCUCUUGCAGCAAAAAGUUCCUUGGGGGCCUAGAGCAUUCUUUGGAGCAGCAGCUGUUGACAGUCGGCUGCUCGUUUUUGGCGGCAUCAGAACUCCAGAGGCCAGCAACCAAACCGACGAUCUUCCGAGACAGUACGUCAAUGAUGUGUGGACUGCUUCUCUCCCAGACCUAGUGUGGCGAGAACUUCCGGCAGCGCCUUGGGAAGCUCGUGCUGGCUUCCAGGCUCUGGCAUGGCAGCCCGACAAGAGUGGUGAGGAAAUUCUUCUUUUUGGAGGUCGUUUGGAAACGGGGGACCUCAAGAACGAUGUUUGGGCACUCCGUCUGGAUGAGCUGGACAGGCAUUCUGAUGGCUCACCUGCAUGGAGACUGGUCACAGCAGCAGCUUCUUGGUGCCCCCGCAGCGAUUUUGCGUCUGCGUUUGCAGGGCAAUCCCGCAGUCUAUGGAUCUUUGGAGGGAGUGGACAGGACGGAAGAGCACUGGCAGAUGUCUGGCGAAGCACUGACGCUGCAUCUUGGUUCCAGGUCCAAGCAGCAGCUUCCUGGGGACCGCGAAUUGGAGCAACAGCUGUGACACUGCAGUGGCAGGCCCUGCAGGCCCUGCAGGCUGAUGUGAUGAAUGUGAUGCUCUUAUUUGGAGGCUACUCUUACUUUGAUGAUGGCUUUGGUCCACAGCCAGGGAACGCCUCUGACAAGGGAACGGCGUGGAUCUCCACGGACGGUAUGGCUUGGUCGCCUUUGCCGCCCGAUAGUCUUGCGUGGACGCAGGGAACUAUGCAUGCAGCAUCUGUUGCGGCACCCUGUGACAUGACCGUACGGUCUGUCAAAGGACAGACUUGUUCUUAUGUGACUGGGGGGAUUUCCGAUGAAGGCUACUUUGACAAUGCAGUUCGGCGUCUCCAAGUGGGUCAGAGAGAGGAUGAUUUGCUCAAAUCCAUCACAGCGAAGCCAUAUGCUGGAGAUGCUGGAGGUGUGGAAAGAAGCAUGACAUCCAACUGGACAAGUGAAAACCUGACUCGAACGACUCCGAUGACUCAUUUUUUCAACGUGAAGGUGGAGCAUGCUGUUGGUCUUUCUCUUCUACUUUCUCUAGUACUUCUAUGGACUUGUGUAGAGAAGGCCGCUGGUUGGACGGAUCCUGACAAGUCCGACGUGCCUCCCAGCAUGCGCUGUUUGACGCGCCUUCUGUUUGGAAUGGUGGCUUUGCUUUUUGCUGUUGGAGGUGUUACUGGAACAGUGCUGUUGAGCAUCUCAAAGGAGCUGGCAACGAUUCGAUCAGAGGCACCUAGAUGCCAGAUCGAUGACAACCUCACCAGUGUGCUUUGGCACGCACUUGGGUUAGCGGAAUCUGCUGCUCGCUGGGAUGAGUUUGAGGUGUUGCUGCGAUUAGCAUCUCAUGAGUCACAGUAUGGCUAUGGAUUUGGCUAUGGAGCAGGAGGCAAAGCAAGUGAUAUCUACGGAACCCGCUAUGAUCGAGGUUAUGAUGGCUAUGGUCCGUAUGAUGCGCCAGGACCAAAGGAGGCUUCGAGCCUCAAAAAGGAGCUCAGUCUUCUUCCUACUAUCCAGUCGGUGUCCUGCCGGACGCCCAAGUGCGACAGAAAUGCGACCUGCCUGGGCGCUUCAAGGUCAUUGGCAAGUCCGUAUGGCUGCUGCAGUGACUACAUGAUGGUGAUGCUCAACGACAUCACCAGCUGGCUCAAAGAGCAAGACAUUCCGUACUUCAUCACCUACGGUACUUUGCUAGGUGCUGUGAGAGAGAAGGACAUUCUCCCAUGGACCCAGGACAUGGACAUCGUGGUCGACCGUUCACAUUGGCCAAAACUUCAGCAAGGUUUGGAGGCCGCUGAAUUCUUUGGUGGGCGGCGAUAUCUUUUUGGUGUAGACCAAUGGGAGGAGAGAGUAUCGCGAGUUUGCGCUGACUGGGAGGGCUUUGCGACCUCCAUUGUUGGUGGGCAGGAAAGCGAUCGUUUUAGUCGGCCGACGGAUUUCCACUUGGACGUGUAUGCCAGUGAUUGGUGGCAGAUCACUGAUCUCCACCUGGUGGAUUGUGUUGAACCUUUGGGUGUGACUCAGCUGGAGAUUCGAGGGAGGAACUUCUCAGCACCAGCUCGCCCUAGAGCGUGCGUGGAAAAGCUCUAUGGUGCCGUGCGCCACUCUGCAUUUUUGUUUGUCAUCUGCUGUGCGGAUAGAUUCUAUUGCGACUUGUAGGAUCUUGUAGGCAUAUUCCCUUGCCUGUGCGCCGCAGGAAUGGCGCGUCCCCAAGCGAGCACUAGCCGGUGUGAAUUGAAGACUUCUAGCUCUCAGCCGCAGGCCAAAGAGCUUCUAUGCUUCACUCUCUGUACAGGAAGCUGCCUGGGGUGAUGGAUGGUGAUGGUGAUUAAAAUAGCAAAUCAUAACUGUUUUAUCCUUUUUUUGGUAUGUGCGUGAGCGUGUGCCUUUCAUAAAGAGUGGUGGAAGCGGGUACAAAGCAAA
Messenger RNA from Cladocopium goreaui, 3871 nucleotides. The record is from the annotation of a GenBank genome assembly. Lineage: Eukaryota; Dinophyceae; Suessiales; Symbiodiniaceae.